Messenger RNA from Penaeus chinensis, 981 nucleotides. RefSeq names its product craniofacial development protein 2-like. Bases 1 to 981 code for a protein of 326 amino acids. Lineage: Eukaryota; Metazoa; Arthropoda; Malacostraca; Decapoda; Penaeidae. The record is from RefSeq and is a predicted model, not a curated record. The transcript is spliced from 3 exons.
AUGUCUCCUCAGGAAACUUUGAAUCCAAAUCCACCUGCUGCCUUGCAGGUUAAGGUAUUGGUCUACCAAAUGCUAGAAAUGGCAAGGGCAAACCACUGCUGUAUUAGGCCCCGGAAACCCUUGGUUAUGCACAUAAAAAGAAGAAAGUUUAACAGCGUAAAUGGGGCCUCAUCUAAUGAUGGCACUUCGCUCGGCACAGGUAACCACGGCUGCAGGCAGAUGGCCCUGGAACGUCAUCAUGCUACUGCCUGCAAUACGAGAGCAAUCAGUGUAGCCACAGGGAACGUAAGAUCAUUAUAUCAAGCUGGAAAGCUGGAAAAUGUGAAAUGGGAAGCAACAAGAUUAGGAAUUAACAUCCUUGGCAUGUGUGAAGUAAGAUGGAAAGAAACAGUUCAGCUUGUGAAAUUGAAAGGAAAGGAUACCAACAUUUCUAUUGUGCAGAGAUAUACCCCAACAUCUCUUAGUACAGAAGAAGAAAUUGACCAGUUCUAUGAAGAAAUAGACAAAGCAAAAGAGCAAUACGCCUCACAAGAUAUUGUUAUUAUCAUGGGAGACUAUAAUGCAAAAGUUGGUCAACAACGAGAGGGUUUUGCUGUUGGUGAGCAUGGUCUAGGAUUACGAAAUGAAAGGGGCAACAAGCUGGCCGACUGGUGUAAAGCAAAUGAGCAGCUUAUAACGAACACUUGGUUUUAUCAUCAUCCAGGACGCCGAUGGACAUGGAAGAGCCCAGAUGAUAAUACCCGAAACCAAAUUGAUUACAUCACAAUUUGUAGAUAUAGUAAUGCAGUAAAGCAGUCAAAGAGCUAUCCAGGUGCUGAUUGUGGAAGCGGUCAUGUAAGAGAAAAUGCAGUGGCUGUCAAAAACCGUUUUGAGUUCUUAGAAGGUGAAGGUCAGCCUAUAUGGGAAGCUUUUAAUGUUUCUCUGACAGAAACACCAAAAAAGAUGAUUCCAAAGAAAAGCAAGACAGCAAAAGGCAAAUAG